AUGUCUCUCCAUCCAGACAUCACCUCCGAGGAGGAUUACUAUGAGACACUCGGUCAAUGGACGGGGGUUCAAACACCUAGCUUCCCAACAAAUUACAUGGGGUCCAACCCAUCAUAUUGUACAGGGCCCAUGGUACCACCGACCAUGUUAACCCCAAUUAGUCUCCCGGAUAGUUCAUUCCGCCCAAGUCCAGCAUUGAGCCACCACUCGCAGGAAUAUGCCCAAGACUACCGCUACGCCAUGGAGCCGGCUCAAGGCCUGGGAAUCUCCGCCCCGUUCCCCAGCGAGUAUCCGCGCACAAGCGCCCCCGAUGCAGGUUACAUGUAUGCACAAGAAGAGAUGUCCUAUGGCACAGGCCACACGCCCGGUAUGUCCCCUGGGGGCCCACCUCACAAGCGCACGAAGCGCGCAUCCUCCAAAUCAUCCCGCGACACACCAAUCACCAUCCUGCCACACCCCGAAGGAAUCCAGCGGAUGGAGCGUGCCCCACCUCAGACGUCGGCUGUGCUUCCUAGAGUUCGUGGAUCGGGCCGAAGUAGACGGGAUCCGCAGGCGGAGCAGGAAGAUGAUUUUGUGGAGAACUUGCGCCAGCAGAACGUUGCUUGGAAGGUUGUACGGGAUGAGUUCCAGAAGACGUUCAAUAAGCAGACUUCGGAGGCACGACUGCAGAUGCGCCAACUCCGGAGACGAAAGGAGCGGCUGACGCGCUGGGAAGAACAUGAUGUGCAGCUUCUUAUCAGCGCUCAUGAGAUUUGGGAGAAUGAGAAAUUCUAUUUCAUUUCAGACAAGGUAAGUGUUUUGCAGUCCGGGUCAAGUUGGGCCUUGAUUAAAAAGUUAACACACUGCCAGAUGAGACAACUCGGCUCGACAAGAGAUUACACUGCAGAACAAUGCAAAGCACAACUGGAGCUGCUCGAAGCUAAACGACUAAAUCGUCGAGAAUUGGGAAGCACUUCCCCAUCAGCCAUGUCCGACCCGCCACACACACCUUCAUUACCAUCGAUAUCUCGCAAGCGGGCUCGGCCCCAGUCUUGGGACGAGCACAAUGCAUAA
This is a messenger RNA of Penicillium maclennaniae, 1053 nucleotides long. RefSeq lists its product as uncharacterized. Bases 1 to 1053 code for a protein of 350 amino acids. The transcript is spliced from 3 exons. The record is from RefSeq and is a predicted model, not a curated record. Lineage: Eukaryota; Fungi; Ascomycota; Eurotiomycetes; Eurotiales; Aspergillaceae.